CGGGGCGCGGCCGGGGCAGGCGGAGCCGGGGCGGAGCCGCAGGUGCCGCGGCCAGGCCCGCCGGCUGAGUGAGGGUCUGUGAGUUCAGCUGGGAGGUGGACUCGGUGGCCAGCCCCGGGGGAGAUGGAUUCCCUCGGUCCGCCGGAGAGCGCGGAGCUGUUGCUGGGGCCCGCGGUCGGCGUGUCCGGAUGCCCCCGGAGGGCAUCCAGCGCCCCCAGCAUGGAGCGCUGGCGGGGCCGCCUGGCGCUGGUCACCGGCGCCUCCUGCGGCAUCGGAGCGGCCGUGGCCCGGGCGCUGGUGCAGCACGGCCUGAAGGUGGUGGGAUGCGCCCGCACCGUGAGCAACAUCGAGAAACUGGCCGCUGAAUGCGAGAGUGCUGGCUACCCAGGGACUCUGGUUCCCUACAAAUGUGACCUGUCCCACGAGGAAGACAUUCUGUCCAUGUUCUCGGCUGUGCGCGCGCAAUACAAAGGUGUGGACAUCUGCAUCAACAAUGCUGGCCUGGCCCGGCCUGAGCCCCUGCUCAGUGGCCACACCAGUGGUUGGAAAGAUAUGCUGAAUGUGAAUGUGUUGGCUGUCAGUAUCUGUACCCGGGAAGCAUAUCAAUCCAUGAAGGAGAGGAGCGUGGAUGAUGGACACAUUAUCAACAUCAACAGCAUGUCGGGUCACCGGGUGAUAGCCCAGUCUGAUGUGCAUUUCUACAGUGCCACCAAGUUUGCCAUUACGGCACUGACCGAGGGACUGCGGCAGGAGCUUCGAGAGGCCAAUACCCACAUCCGAGCCACAUGCAUCUCCCCCGGGGUGGUAGAGACAGGAUUCGCCUUCAAACUUCAUGACAACGAUCCUGGGAAAGCGGCUGAGACCUACGAGCACAUGAAGCACCCCACCACAUGUCCAGAUUGGAGACAUCCAGAUAAUGCCAACGGAACAGGUGACAUAGCAUCUGGUUCAGAGCCGAGCCUGGGGGAUGGACCCCUACUGCCUGGCUCCUAAUUCUUCAUUGUAUGUGUAAAUUUUUGACCCCUGGACUCAAUCUCCUGCUCCCAGGACUAAAAAUAUUAUUUUUGUAAUCUCAAAUUGUUUCAUAUGCAGAUGUGAUUCACAGAUGAAAAUUGGGUGAUGGGUGGUAGGGUGGUUUGGGUCGAUUUUCCUUCUUAAAAUGUUACCCUUCACUCAUUGAUCAUCCUCUUUAUGUCCUUUCCUCCUUGGGAAGGAGGCCAAAAUUGGAAGCAGUACUUACUGAUUCUUUCCUGGGGUCUGGGAGCAGGCCCUCCCCUGUGGCUUCAGGUUUCCUUUCUUUCCCUUUCUUCCUGUUAAUCUUCCAUAUUUCAUGUUCCCUGACCUUGGGCUUUGGAGGGAUUAUUCCACAUUGGGCACAGCAGCAGGGUCCUGUCUCCCAAGAGAAUUUUCACUUCCAGAAUUAAAAGAGAAAAAACCCCAACAAA
Sarcophilus harrisii (Tasmanian devil) is the source of this 1445-nucleotide messenger RNA. It is a transcript of the gene DHRS11, whose product is annotated as dehydrogenase/reductase 11. Bases 124 to 993 code for a protein of 289 amino acids. The transcript is spliced from 7 exons. The record is from RefSeq and is a predicted model, not a curated record. Gene Ontology annotation, molecular function: oxidoreductase activity. Lineage: Eukaryota; Metazoa; Chordata; Mammalia; Dasyuromorphia; Dasyuridae.